UCGGUUUGGUCACGUGGUGCCCCUGGUUACGCCCGGUGGCUGCUGUGGGGUCUGCGGCUCUGGCAGGGGCCAUUUUGCCGAAGGCAGCCUGCCGGGGGCGACUUGGCAGCUAACUGAAGCUGUUCCUUUUCUUCCUCUGCAGCUUGGGGCUUGGAGAGGAACUGGAAGGCUGGGCUCCAUCGAGUCCUUCAGAGACGAUGGUUUCCUCCAGCCUCUGCCACCUGACGACCCUCCAUGGCGGCUGUGCCCUCUGCGCUGCGCCUCCUGCCGCAACUUCCAGCCCUCUGUGCUUGUCGCCUCCAGAGCUGCAAUCGUCCUUCCGCCCCAGAGACUGAUGAUAAUCGAGGUGGGGGCACCAUGAGAGGCGAGAAAAACUAUUGCCGUGGAGCUGCCGGAGACCACAGUUCCUGCCCACCGACACCUUCGCCUCUGGCCUCGACCCUCAUGAUGCCCGCGGAGGCAAUCACAAGUAGUUGGUCUGGGUCUGGAGGCGGUUUGGCAGGGGGAGAUGAAGAGGAGACUCGGCUUCUUCAACUCCUCCGGACUGCGCCGGAUCCUUCCGAGGCCUUCCAGGCUUUGCAGGCUGCUUUGCCGCGGCGGGGCUGUCGACUCGGCUUCCCCCGACGGAAGGAAGCAUUGUAUCGGGCCCUGGGCCGAGUGCUUGUGGAAGGAGGUAGUGAUGAGAAGCGACUCUGCUUGCAACUCCUCUCGGACGUUCUCCGGGGUCAGGGGGAGGCAGGCCAGCUGGAAGAGGCCUUUAGCUUAGCACUUCUGCCUCAACUAGUUGUCUCCUUACGAGAAGAGAAUCCAGCCCUACGGAAAGAUGCACUACAGAUCCUACAUACAUGUCUGAAACGUAGUUCUGGACAGGUGCUGAGAACACUUAUACAACAAGGACUGGAAAGUACAGAUGCCCGGCUUCGAGCUGCCACAGCAGUGCUGUUCCCUAUCUUGCUUACUCCUGAGGAUUUGUUGUUCAGCCUAGAUCUCACCGAGGUAAUAAUAUCCCUAGCCAGAAAGCUUGGCGAUCAGGAGGUAGAAGAAGAAUCUGAGACUGCUUUCUCUGCACUUCAGCAAAUUGGGGAACGACUUGGCCAAGAGAGAUUUCAGUCCUAUAUCUCUCGCUUGCCAUCUGCCCUGAGGAGACACUACAAUCGCCGCCUGGAGUCCCAAUUUGGAAGUCAGGUUCCUUAUUAUUUGGAACUGGAAGCCUCUGGAUUUCCUGAAGAUCCUCUCCCCUGUGCAGUGACUCUUUCUAACAGCAAUCUUAAAUUUGGGAUUAUUCCUCAAGAGCUGCAUUCAAGAUUGUUAGAUCAGGAAGACUAUAAGAACCGGACUCAGGCCGUUGAGGAAUUAAAACAGGUGAUGGGAAGAUUUAAUCCUAGUUCUACCCCUCAUUCCAGUCUUGUCGGUUUCAUUAGCUUGCUCUAUAAUCUGUUAGAUGAUUCUAACUUCAAAGUGGUUCAUGGCACACUUCAGAUCCUGCAUUUACUGGUUAUUCGCCUUGGAGAGCAGGCACAACAGUUCUUGGGACCAGUUAUAGCAGCUUCUGUCAAAGUGUUGGCAGACAACAAAUUGGUAAUCAAACAAGAAUACAUGAAAAUCUUCCUCAAGCUAAUGAAGGAAGUAGGUCCUCAACAGGUGCUUUGUUUACUCCUGGAACAUCUCAAACAUAAGCAUUCCAGAGUGAGAGAGGAGGUAGUGAACAUUUGCAUCUGCUCCCUCCUGACCUAUCCCAGCGAGGAUUUUGACUUACCCAAACUGUCUUUUAAUCUUGCCCCAGCUCUUAUAGAUAGCAAACGCAGGGUACGCCAAGCAGCUCUUGAAGCCUUUGCUGUGUUGGCAUCGUCCAUGGGCUCAGGUAAAACCAGCAUCCUUUUCAAAGCUGUGGAUACUGUUGAACUACAAGAUAAUGGAGACGGAGUGAUGAAUGCUGUGCAGGCCAGAUUGGCUAGAAAAACCCUCCCAAGGUUAACAGAACAGGGAUUUGUGGAAUAUGCAAUACUUAUGCCAUCAUCUGCCCAGGGUAGGUCAAGCCAUCUGGCACAUGGAGCAGAUACAGACUGGCUCUUGGCUGGUAACAGAACUCAGAGUGCACACUGUCACUGUGGAGACCACAUAAGGGACAGCAUGCAAAUUUAUGGAUCUUACAGUCCAACUAUCUGUACCCGAAGGGUAUUAAGUGCAGGAAAAGGAAAAAAUAAAUUGCCAUGGGAAAAUGAGCAGCCUGGAGUCUUGGGAGAAAACCAGACCUCCAAUUCCAAGGACAUAGAACAGUUUCCAGCGUAUGAUUUCAUCCCAUCUCCAAAAUUAAAGUCCUCUCAAGGAAUGCCAGUAAAUGAUGAUUUAUGUUUUAGCAGAAAAAGAGUGUCAAGAAACUUAUUUCAGAAUAGUCGAGAUUAUAACCCAGAUUCUCUUCCUGUAUGUGCUGCUGGCAGUACUGGGACUCAUCAGACAAAUGUUUCUGGGAAAUGUGGACAACUUGGAUUUUCACAGAUAUGUGGGAAAAGUGGGAGUGUGGAUUCUGACUUACAAUACCUAGGGACAGCUAACAAUCAUCAAGAUAAAGUGUAUGCUAGCCUGAAUUUUGCUCCUAAGACACAGCAGACAUUUGGUAGCCAAACAGAACGUACUUCAUCAUACUCUGGUCUAAAUCCAAGUCCAGGAGGCUUCAUCCUUCCAUCCUAUCCUCUCUCAUCACCUCGAACUAGUCCAAAGCACGCAUCUCUUACCAUAUCUCCAAGGAAGUCUCAGGAUAUUUCGAUUAACUUCUCCAAUUCCUGGCCUCUUAAAAGCUUCGAAGGGGUACCAAAGCCGAGUCCACAGAAAAAGGUUGUCAGACAAAAAUCGUCUGACCCUCCAGGUAGAAAUGAUGGAGAAAAUUCUCAAGAAAAACUUUCUCCGCUUCAACUUACACCUGCCUUGGUGAGAUCACCGUCUUCCCGACGAGGCCUAAAUGGGACCAAACCCGUCCCUCCCAUACCAAGGGGAAUCAGCCUUUUGCCUGAUAAAGCUGACUUAAGCACAGUGGGACCCAAAAAGAAAGAGCCUGAUGAUAUUUGGAAGAGUGAAAAAGAUAGUCUUACAAUUGAUCUUUCAGAAUUAGAUAUCAGAGAUAAAGAUUUGGAUCAAGAAGAGAUGCAGAGCUCUCUUAGGUCCCUUCGUAAUAGUGCAGCUAAGAAAAGAGCAAAACUGAGUGGCAGUACUUCUGAUCUUGAAAGCCCUGAUUCUGCAAUUAAGCUCGACUUGACUAUGGACUCACCAUCUCGAUCUUCCUCUCCAAACAUCAGCUCUUAUAGUGAAAGUGGAGUUUAUAGCCAAGAAUCAUUGACUUCUUCUCUGUCUACAACUCCCCAGGGGAAGAGAAUAAUGUCAGACAUAUUUCCGACAUUUGGAUCAAAAUCUUGUCCAACGAGACUUUCUUCUGCAAAGAAUAAAAUCUCUGAGAUAGCUGACCAAAGCCUCAGUGCAGGGAUUACAACAUCCAAUGUAAGCAUAAUUGGUCAACGUAUGAACUGUGGGUUUGGAUGUGGUGAUUUUGAAGAUGAUAGGUUCCAUGACAUUUCACCUAGUGUUUUCAAAAUACAAAAUAAGGAACACCCAAGACAUUAUAAACAUACAAAAGCAUUUAUAGGGUCAUCAUCAAAUUUACAGCAAAUUCCCAGUUUUGACUUCACAUCCACAAAUACCUUACCAGAAGACUCAGUGGUUGUUGUUGGAAAAGGUGUAUUUGGAAGUCCAAAUUCAGCACCAGCAGCCUGCAGCCAAUCAGUGAUAUCUUCUGUGGAAAAUGGAGAUACAUUUUCAAUUAAACAAAGCAUUGAACCACCAUCAGGAAUUUAUGGAAGAGCGGUCCAGCAAAAUAUUCCAUCAUAUGUUGAUGUUGAGAAUGAAAAGGAUAUUAAAGGUUCUAUUUCAAAAUCUACUUAUGACAAGAUGAGACAAAAGAGAAAAGAGGAAAAAGAACUUUUUGACAUUAAAGAUUGUGAAAAGAAGGAACAGAAUUCCUGGGAGCGAAUGAAACAUACAGGAACUGAGAAGAUGACAUCUGAAAACUUAAAUAUUUUUGGAGAUGAGGUGGGAAUAUCAAAAAAUGAGAGUUCCCCUUUAGAAAAUAUUGCCUUCAGCCCUCAAUUGAAAGGAGGGACCUGUUUAAAAAGGUCAUCUUUAGUGUUUUCAGAUUCAGGUGAAGCAUCUCCUGGAGGCAUUCCACAAUAUAAAGAAAGGAUGUCUUCUGUCACUCACAGUCCUGAAAUAAUGGAUACAUCAGAACUACGGCCAUUUUCCAAACCAGAAAUAGCACUGACAGAAGCCCUUAGGCUUUUAGCUGACAAGGAUUGGGAGAAGAAAAUUGAAGGACUGAAUUUUAUUAGGUGCUUAGCUGCUUUUCAUUCUGAAAUAUUGAACACAAAGUUGCAUGAAACAAAUUUUGCUGUAGUUCAAGAGGUGAAAAAUUUACGCUCUGGAGUUUCUCGUGCUGCUGUGGUCUGUUUAAGUGAUCUUUUCACUUACCUGAAAAAAAACAUGGAUCAAGAACUAGAUACUACAGUAAAAGUUUUGUUGCACAAGGCUGGAGAAUCAAAUACAUUUAUAAGAGAAGAUGUUGACAAAGCACUGAGAGCUAUGGUCAGUAAUGUAACUCCUGCACGUGCAAUUGUUUCUCUUAUCAAUGGAGGACAAAGCCAUUUACACAUUGCAGUAAGAAGAUGUACAGCCCAGCACUUAUCAGAUGUUGUGGGAUUUAUGGAACCAGAACGUAUUUUAUCUGGAACAAAGGAUAUGGCUGACCGGAUAUUACCAGCUGCUGCCAAGUUUGCUCAGGACAGUUCACAAGAAACCAGAUGACACUACAUACUUCUGGGUAGUGAGAUGCCAUGUCACAGGGAUGAACUGCAUGAAAACGGCACAAGACUAUAUGAGUGGGCAGAAAAGUGGCAGAAGAACUUCAUUGUGGGCAAAUGUAAGGUAAUGCACUUAGGGGAAAUGAUAUAUUUUCCAAGCAAUCAGGUGAAAUCAAGGAAAUAGGUGCACAUGAAAAAUACAGGAAGCGAAAUGGUUAACAUAUUGUCUCCUGAAACAUUAGAUAGCUGCACUUAGAAAAUCCCAUAAAUUUCUGAUUGCUGUACUUGAAGAACAAUUCUAUGAAGGUUAAGAGAAAAAUGACAAAAGAAUUAAGAUGUGGAUGGUACAUUACUGUAUUGGUAACUUUUUUUUUUUAAGUAAACUCUGUGCCCAACCCCAACAUGGGGCUCGAACUCACAACCCCAAGAGUAAGAGUCACGUGCUCCAUCAGCUGACCCAGCCAGCUGCCCCUUGAUGUAUUGGUCACAGAAAUUUUGGAUAUAGUCAAGAGCCUAGGUUCAAUUCCUAGCCCCAAUCACUUUUUGCCCUUAAGCAAAUUACCUAACGUCUGUUAGCCUAAGUUUUCUCGUAUGUAAAAUUAGGAAGGUGAGACUAGGUGAUUGAUAAUGUCCCAUAUAAAACCUAAAAAUUUAUGGCAGUUACAUAUUAAGAUAGAUUAAAAGUGGGAGGGAGGGUCCUGAGUUCAUAGAGACUAAAGUAAAGAAGGAUAUAAAAUUGGGGCACCUGAGGGGCGCCUGGGUGGCUCAGUCGUUAAGCGUCUGCCUUCGGCUCAGGUCAUGAUCCCAGGAUCCUGGGAUCGAGCCCCAGGAUCGAGCCCCACAUUGGGCUCCCUGCUCCACGGGAAGCCUGCUUCUCCCUCUCCCAGUCCCCCUGCUUGUGUUCCCUCUCUCGCUGUGUCUCUCUCUGUCAAAUAAAUAAAUAAAAUUAAAAAAAAAAAAUUUAGGGCACCUGGGUGGCUCAGUCGUUAAGCACCUGCCUUCGGCUCAGGUCAUGAUACCAGGGUCCUGGGAUCGAGCCCCGCAUCAGGCUCCCUGCUUGGCGGGAAGCCUGCUUCUCCCUCUCCCACUCCCUCUGCUUGUGUUCCCUCUCCCACUCCCUCUGCUUGUGUUCCCUCUCUCACUGUGUCUCUCUCUGUCAAAUAAAUAAAUAAAAUCUUUAAAAAAAAAAAAGAAGGCUAUAAAAUUAACAUUUUAAGACAAAUGUAUCCAUGACUUUAGGUAACUAGAGUUAAUCUUAUGGAAAUCAUUAUACCAGAAGCUAAUAUAGAAAGUCAAUGUAUUCAUUUUCUAUUGCUGUGUAACAAAUUACCACAAACAUAAUGGUUUAAGACAACACAGACUUUUUUAGCUUACUGUUCUUUAGGUUAGAAGUCUUGCAUGGCUCAAUUGCUUUCUCUGCUUGGGGUCUUCCAGGAUUAUAAUCAAGGUAAUGAUAAUGCUGAGCUCUUAUCUAGAUGUUCUAUAGAAGAAGUUGCUUCCAAGCUCAUUUUGGUUGUUGGCCAAAUUCAGUUGCUUGUAGUUAUAGGACUUAGGUCUCUAUUUCUUUGCUGGUUUUCAACUAGGGUCCUCUCUCAGCUCCUUAAGGUCACCCGAAUUCCUUCUUGUGCAGCCCCCUCCAUCUUCAACCCAGCAAAAGUAUGGUGAAUCCCCCUUGUGCUUAGAAGCUCUCUGAUUUCCUCUUCUGCUACCAGCUAUAGAAAGCUCUCUGCUUUUAAGGACCUGUAUGAUUAGAUUAGGUCCACCCAGAAAAUCUCUGUAUCUUAGAGUCAACUCUACCAUAUAACAUAACAUAACAUAAUCCUGGAAGUUGUAUCACAUAUUUACAAAUUGUAGGUAUUAGAGCAGUCCUGCUCUUUGGGGAGCCAUUUUGGAAGUUAUGUAUACCACAGUAAAGUUCAAAACAAUUUAGGCUUUGGAUCAUAAUAAACUAGUUAGGGACAAAAAAAGAUUCAUAAUCGUUGUUGUAUAUACAUCUUAACCUUUCCUUAAUGACAUGGUAAUUCUUCUAACCCAUUUUGUCAUUUCUUAUUUGAAGUUUUAAAAUUAUAAAAUGGUUACAACUUUAUAGUUUUACUAUUUCUCACAUUUAGUGUCCCUAUUGCUUGUUUACUUGUUUGUUUUAGCCAUUCUCAUAUCAUUAGGGCCUGUGAUAGACCUACAGUCCUUAAUGUUCUGGGCUAAAAGUUAUAAUCAUCUUUGAAACUAUAACUGAUUAUGAACUACUUAUCAAGGGGUAACCUUAUUCUGAUUCUGAGGAGAGAACAGUAAUUUUUAUUUUCUGAUACUACCUACCUCCCUUUCUAUAAUUCCAUUACAGUUGAAGGAGCCUAAUUGAUACACAUAUUCCUGAGAUCAUUCUGUACCUUCUCCCUACCUUGCAAGACUUGCCUUUCCUGGUUCAUCCUAGUCCCAUAUAUUCCAAGUUGUAAGAAAAAGCAUAACUAAUUAAUUUUAGGGCCAAGCCUCUUUGAAGAAUAGUAAUAUGGUAUAAGGUACUAUAAGAUCCCUCUAUCCAAAAAUAUCUCCAAUACCCAUGAUAUCUGUGGUUCUGUCACAAUGAUAUCUUGGCUUAAGGUUUUAUCCUAAAAAGAAUUAUUUUUUAAAAAAAGAAUUAUUUUUAAAUUUAUAUACUACCAUAAAAAAAAAAAAGUUCGGAGAGCAUUACACAUUCAUUAUAUAUCAUCCAUGAUUUACCAACUAAUUUUGGGUAUGUUUUAGGUAGCAGAGAAUAGGUUUUUGAAGAAUUGGAACCCAGAUAGGUUUUGGCAGGGGGGAAAAAUAGUGAGGGUAAGAAAUACAGGAAAUACAGAACCUAGGGAAGGUUGACUUAGGUCAGAACACCUUUCACCAGCAACCUCUUGCCCAGUGAGCAAGGAGCCCCGGAUAAAGACAGACUUCUUCUAACUCACAGUUCUGCCAAAUACCAGCCUUGAUAUGGACCCAAGGGUGCCUGAAAAAUAGAAUUCAAACAUUUGGCUCUCUAAGAAGAGAUUUGAAGAUCUGAAGCUAUAGUGUUUUUUAAAGGUUAGGGACAACAAUAGCCCAAGUGUGGUAAGAGCCGUGAUGCCCUUCAAACAGACGAAUAGAUAAAGAUGUGGUCCAUAUAUACAAUAGAAUAUUAAUCAGCCAUCGGAAAGGAUAAAUACCCAACUUUUGCAUCAACAUGGAUGGGACUGGAGAAGAUUAUGCUAAGUGGAAUAAGUCAAGUAGAGAAAGUCAAUUAUCAUAUGGUUUCACUUAUUUGUGGAACAUAAGGAAUAGCAUGGAGGACAUUAGGAGAAGGAAGGGAAAAAUGAAGCGGGGGACAUCAGAGG
Molecule: messenger RNA, 8176 nt
Organism: Mirounga angustirostris (Northern elephant seal)
Lineage: Eukaryota; Metazoa; Chordata; Mammalia; Carnivora; Phocidae
Gene: TOGARAM1
Product: TOG array regulator of axonemal microtubules 1
Exons: 17
Coding region: 235-4845 (1536 amino acids)
Biological process (GO): microtubule cytoskeleton organization
Cellular component (GO): cytoplasmic microtubule; cilium
Molecular function (GO): microtubule binding
Source: RefSeq, a predicted model, not a curated record